UAUGGGUAAUUGCUGUGGAGGUCAAAACUUAACAAAUGCAAAUUUUUAGAUAGCAACCUACGAUUUAUCAUUUUAAGAUGCAUCAAAAUUAGAUUUGAGUCUUCUAAAUAGAAAGGCAUUAUAAAUAUAGAGUAUGUUUAAAAUAGAAUGAAUAUAAGAAUAUUAUCGAGGUUAUGCAGUAAGGAAGAAGAUGUAGAAAUAAUAAACAAAGGCAUUAGCAUAAACAUCAGAUGAAACUUUUAUUUAUUAAUAUAGAUCGAAUUAAAAGGAGAAUGUAAAGAAUAAGCAGAAUGUUUUAAAAUUUAACAUGGAUGGUUAGUAACAUAUUCCUGUGUUUAAUGUAAAAGAAGUUAACAUAAGUUAAAAGUACAGUGAAAAAAUAAAAAGUGUAUGAAAUUAUGUUUAGAUCAAAAGGUUCUCGAUAAAUUGGAUCCAUUUAAUUUUAAUUAAGAUGGAUAAUUCAUAGAUUAUCCAUUUUCAAAGGCAUUGUUGAUAGGUGAUGUCAUAUAUGAAGGACAAUGGAAUAAUUGGUAUUAAUUAUUUAUUAUGAAAGUUAAAAACAUGGUAGAGGAAGACAAUUUUGGUUAGAUGGUUCAUAUUAUGAAGGUUAUUGGUUGAAUAAUUGUUAACAUGGUAGAGGCAGAUUAUUAUUGGCACAAGGAGAUAUAUAUGAAGGAGAUUGGAAAAAUGAUAAAGUUCAUGGUUUUGUAACAUUGUAAAGUAUUAAUAGUAGGGUACUUACAUUCAUUAGAAUGGAGCAAAGUACAUAGGAUAAUGGGAGAAUGAUAAAUAGCAUGGUAAGGGUUAGGAGUAUUGGCCAGAUGGAUCUACUUUUGAAGGAAAUUAUAAGAAUGGGUAGAAGAAUGGGAUUGGAAUAUUAAGAGAGGCAGAUGGUUCAGUUUAUGAAGGAGAGUUUUAAGAGAAUAGAUUUGAAGGUCAUGGAGAUUAUAAGAUUGUAGGUGGAAAGAGAUAUGUUGGUUAGUACAAGAAUAAUAAGAUGCAUGGGAAAGGGGUGAUUUAAUUUGAUUAUAUAUGAUAGACAUUUUAUUGGAAUGAUGGGAAGAGAUAUGAAGGAGAUUAUGUUAAUGGUGUAAAAUAAGGAUAUGGGAUAUUAUGUUAUCCAGAUGGGAGGGUAUUAAUGAAAUAAAUAUAAGAUUUUUAAAGGAUAUUGGUAGAAUGGGAAAUAACAUGGUAUUGGAAUUUAUAUUGGGAAAUCAAAGGUUGAGAAAGAAGGAGAAUGGAUUGAUGGAAAGCGAGUUAGAUGGAUUAGAAAAGGUGGAGAAGUACCCAUAAUCCAAUCUUGA
Paramecium sonneborni is the source of this 1304-nucleotide messenger RNA. The record is from the annotation of a GenBank genome assembly. NCBI's taxonomy places the organism in Eukaryota, Ciliophora, Oligohymenophorea, Peniculida, Parameciidae.